AUGGCCUCUGUCUUGGAGCUUGCCUGCAUCUACUCAGCCCUCAUCCUGCAUGACAAUGAGAUGAUGGUCACGGCUUUGGCCAAUCUCAACAUCGAGAGCCUCAUCUGCAAUGUGGCAGCUGGUGAACCUGCCCCAGCAGCUAAUCCUCUACCAGUAGGAGGUCUUGCCCCCUUUACCACUGCUGCCCCAGCUGAGGAGAAGAAAGUAGAAGCAAAGAAAGAAGAAUCUGAAGAGUCUGAUGGUAACAUGAGCUUUGGUCUUUUCGACUAA
Molecule: messenger RNA, 270 nt
Organism: Hippopotamus amphibius kiboko
Lineage: Eukaryota; Metazoa; Chordata; Mammalia; Artiodactyla; Hippopotamidae
Product: 60S acidic ribosomal protein P1-like
Exons: 2
Coding region: 1-270 (89 amino acids)
Biological process (GO): cytoplasmic translation
Cellular component (GO): cytosolic large ribosomal subunit
Molecular function (GO): structural constituent of ribosome; protein kinase activator activity; ribonucleoprotein complex binding
Source: RefSeq, a predicted model, not a curated record